UGCCAUUGCUUCGAAAUCGAAAAUUGUUUCACGAAGCUGUAAUACUUCUACAAGGAGGUCAUUGUCAGGUCCAGUCGUGAGGCAGGAUUGAUGUGUGGUGGUGAAUAGUUGUAGCGUCUUGCUGCUAUGGCUCCUUGGCUGCGGACACCCCCUACCGCCAUCCUGUGGAUGACGCGCCUGGGAAUUGUGUCGCCGCGCUGGACACGCCUGCGCUACAUGCAGAAGCCUCUGCAGUGGGUGGUGGACCCGGACACGCUAACGCUGGAGGAGCGCAUCGCCGUGGACAGCACCGACCUGUGGACGCUGACGCCGGGCUCGUUUGAGCCGCACAACAUUGCGCUGAAGCGCGUCCACGUGCUGCGCACUCGCCGCCACCUGGAGAACGACCUGGUGAUGGUGUGCACGUGGAAGGGAGUGUUCUCGCAAGUCGACGCCAUUCAGGAGCACUAUCGGGAAAAGCAGGAGUACAAGGUGGUUGGCAAGUACCUGCGCGAGUACAGCAGUGCCGUACCGGGCCGCAUACUGCAGGUGGACGAGUCGGACGCCGACGUCGGUAAGCUGAACGAUCCCGUUACCGCCGUGUGAUAAUUGCUGCCCGUUCUCUCGCUAUUCGUUCGGGGAGUGCGGUGUGCUCCCUUGCGACAUGUGCUUAGUCUGCUCGUGUAUUGCGUGUUUGUGUGAUAUGCUGGUGGUGUAGAUACGUGAUAUGCUCGUCUCUAUUUAACCCUUCUUUCGUUCUGUGGUCACGUAGCAUUGCCAAAAGCUUGUACAUAUAUUAUCUGCUUUCCGUUCAUAUUUUUUCCGUUAUUCCUAAUUUUAAUGCUACUUUUAAUGCUUACCUGCUGGUCUGGAAUGCAUGGUGCGAUAAUUUUGCUGGCCUCAAGUUUAGGAAAUUUGGCAAAGUGCUUCAUUUUAGUAUUUGCGAUAUCGCAAUCGUCUCCAGUCUCUCUCUCUUUUUUUACCAGCGCGUUCACAGGUUGUACAUGUAAUGCCAAUUUAUGGUAUCCGUC
Messenger RNA from Sycon ciliatum, 1010 nucleotides. RefSeq lists its product as uncharacterized. Lineage: Eukaryota; Metazoa; Porifera; Calcarea; Leucosolenida; Sycettidae. The record is from RefSeq and is a predicted model, not a curated record. Bases 127 to 585 code for a protein of 152 amino acids. The transcript has 2 exons.